GGGGGAGACGGGCGGGGGAGAGCUGCUCUGCGGGCUGUUUUCACGCCUCCUGCUGCCUUCCUUUGAGUUUUGCGGACUGUUUCGGAGCCUGCAGCCAGCUGAGAGUGUGAGUGACCCCGGGCUGAAUCGCCGCUGCUGUCCGCCGCGCAUGGCUCCGGAUCGGCUGGGAACUUCUCCGUAGAACCGUGCGGGUCUGGUGCGUUUUGGACGAGCAGGAGACCGGGGGGAGGAGGGGGCUGCUAGCUGGAUUAUUACACACUACACACACACACACACACACUGCCCACACACACAAAGCCCAGAGGACUAACCCCCGGGCCUGGCUGCGGGUCGCGCUUUUACGCAGCGUCUUUUUCUACGCUUCUUGAACUCGUCUUUUAAAUGCUGGAGAAGGAUCCGGGGGACGACAGGAGGACACCCGGCGGCGCAGCAGCGACCGUCUCCGACUGAAAGGGAAUAUGUGGCUCUCCUGGCUGACUUGUGCACUUCUGCUGGGAACUUUAUGUGCAGGACUCAGCGAUGGCGAGGUCGACACUGCCGAGUGUCUUUACUACAACGUCAACUACGAGAUCGAGAAGACCAACCAGAGCGGCGUGGAGCACUGCGAGGGAGAAAAGGAUAAACGCUCGCACUGCUACGCCUCCUGGAGAAACAACUCGGGCUCCAUUGAGCUGGUUAAGAAAGGAUGCUGGCUGGACGACUUCAACUGCUACGACCGGCAGGAGUGUGUGGCCACAGAGGAGAGUCCUCAGGUCUUCUUCUGUUGCUGUGAAGGAAACUUUUGCAACGAGAGGUUCACACACCUGCCGGACGCCACCGGUCCACUGAUUAAAGCCCCGCCCAGCGUUGGCGUGCUAAGUGUGAUGGUGUACUGCCUGCUUCCUGUUACCAUGCUGUCAGUUGUUUUGCUCACUGCUGUAUGGAUGUACCGCCACCGGAAACCUCCCUAUGGACAUGUAGACAUCACUGAGGAUCCCGGUCCUCCUCCAGCCUCCCCCCUGCUGUGUCUGAAACCUCUGCAGUUGCUUGAGGUGAAAGCCAGGGGGCGCUUCGGCUGCGUCUGGAAGGCCCAGAUGAUGAAUGAACAGGUGGCCGUGAAGAUCUUCCCCAUUCAGAAUAAGGACUCAUGGCAGAACGAGAGAGACAUUUUCAUGACACCAGGGAUGAGACAUGAGAACCUCCUGAGGUACAUCGGUGCAGAGAAGCGAGGGAGUCACCUGGAGGCCGAACUCUGGCUCAUGACAGAGUUCCACGAGAGGGGCUCUCUGUCAGACUUCCUGAAGGGAAACAUUGUCAGCUGGUCCGAGCUGUGUCACAUAGCCGAGUCGAUGGCGUGCGGCCUGGCUUACCUUCACGAAGACGUCCCUCGACAGAAGGGGGAGGGGCCUAAACCGGCCAUCGCUCACAGGGAUUUUAAGAGUAAAAACAUCAUGCUGCGUACAGACCUCACAGCCGUGAUCGGAGACUUUGGUCUUGCCGUUCGCUUUGAGCCGGGGGAGCCACCUGGAGAGACCCAUGGACAGGUGGGGACGAGGCGUUACAUGGCUCCUGAGGUAUUAGAAGGAGCCAUCAACUUCCAGCGAGACGCCUUCCUCCGCAUAGACAUGUAUGCUGUGGGUCUGGUCCUGUGGGAGCUGGUGUCCCGCUGCAAGGCUGUUGAUGGGUCCUGUGAUGAAUACAUGCUGCCGUUUGAGGAGGAAGUUGGUCAGCAUCCGUCACUGGAGGACCUGCAGGAAGAAGUUGUCCACAAGAAGAUGAGACCGGCCUUUAAAGACUUGUGGCUCAAACAGAGCGGUCUGGCUCAGAUCUGUGAGACGGCGGAGGAGUGCUGGGAUCACGACGCUGAGGCUCGACUGUCGGCUGGUUGCGUUGAGGAGAGGAUCUCCCAGGCUCGCCGCCUCACCACCAAUAUCGCCCCGCCUACCUCGGACCACAACGCCCUGCUGGUUUCCACUCUGGCUCCUGUUCCCAUGGUAACCAACGUGGACCUACCGCCCAAAGAGUCAAGUAUAUGAAGAUCACGUUAAAAAGAAAAAAAAGAAACACUUUUUUUGCAGGCCUGACGUUCCAAGAGAUUCUGCUCAAGUUCGGUUCAUCCUCCCGUGAAAACGACCGAAUUAUCUCAGAAACACACACAUACACUCACAGACUGCACACACACUUCAUCUUUUCUCAGUGGAUUUUACAAACUUAAAGCGGAAAAUGGCGUGAAAGCAGCUGCUUUUCGACCUCUCUGGACUUGUGUUUUUGGACUUGUUACGUUCUCAUUUUUGGAUUGUCUCUCUCUUCGUCCUUUUGGACAAAUAUUACCAGCACACGUCUUCAUUUUCUUCGAGUUUCCUCGAGUCAUUCGUGUCUUUUUUUAACCAAGUAUGUGUGUGUUUUUAAUGAGAACACCAAGCAAACAUGCACACACACACACACACACACACACACACACACACACAUUCACAGGAAACCCAACACUGAAACGCAUUCAGGUCCCGACUCAGUGAAUGCUCUUUUAUCUCCAGGUACCUCAGCGAUGACUUUCAUUACUUUCGCCAAUUUUUUAAACCAUUUUUAUCGUGCAUUCUUACAUCUGCUGUCUUCUUCUAUUCCUUCAAAUCUGGACUUUUCUACCUACCUGGCAACUUUGCAACCAUGUCAGCAAGCAACCACCUCAAUCCGCCCACGGAUGGGAUGUUUUUUUUGUUUUUUUUUUACUACGAUGCUGCAAAACCCGUGUAGGAACGCAAUGACUGUUACAAAAACACCAACAGCGAACCUUCAGAUAUCUGUUUUUUUUUUUCUACCUUCUCUUGGACUGUUUUUCUUUCCGAUUAUCCUCCUGAGACCACAUGAUACAUUUCACACAUGACUAACCUUCGGAUCCAACGGGUUGCAUCCAAACAGACAGGAAACAGGAAGUGAGGUCAGAAGGAAGGACGGGAACAAUAAAACAUACAAGGACUGGUUGUGAUUGUAUGAAGGUUUAUCUCUAUUUUUGGUGUUCUACUGUAAAGACUUGAGGUUGAAGAUCAAGAGAGGUCCGACGGUUUUUCAGGAAACCAGGAAGUGAACAUCUUGCAUGCAGAGAUUUGAUUGGCUGACUGCGUUCAACCACAGCAUUUUGGUUGGCUCGGGAAUAAAACUUCUCAGGUAACCAGGUCUACAGGGGGAUUGUGACCCGACAUCAGCAGCAGGUUUCCACACAGUCUAGGCAAGGGGCAGGGCCAAUAGCCGAUGGGAGGGGCUUCCCUGAGGGGUCUAACCUAUUGGCUAUCCUGAAUAUGUUAAGGUGCCCAAACAAGGGGAACAAAUGUUACCCUGACAAGGUGCAUGACCUCGAUGCAUACAGUGGUUUAUGCUUUCAGGUCAAUGUGAGAGUGAAUGUGCAAAUGUGUGUGAGUGACAGAGUGUGUGAGAGAGUGAGAGAUAGAGAGUGUGUGUGUAUGUUAGUGAGUGGUACAAUGUGAACACAUAAGUCACAAGAUGUGACACUUUUUCUUUUUUCAAUUUUAAUGUUAUACUGUUUGUGCUAAAUGUUCAAGUUUUCAGUCUGGUUGUUUGUUUUCUAAAGAGGAGGUAAGUGACAGACCUGUGACUCUGAACUUCAACUCUAACAUCGCCCCCUUCUGGUUGAGCUGCAGUACUGCAACAAUCUGGCAAAAACGUAUAAACUGAAUUCUGCACAAAGUGCUCCAUUUUUUUUUUUUUGUCCUCUAACAGAAAUUGGCUUGCACAUAUACAUUGGCAUAAUUUCUGUAUGUGCAGUUGUGAGUUCUCUUUCAAUGAUUGAUAUGAUAGAUGAAUUUCACCUGUCUUAUGAAAUAGAUGUUUUAUAAAACCUUUUUAUACUGUUGAAUAUAAAAUAAAAGUAAUUGCAUUGUUUUAAAACACGUGUCAUCAAAAAGUAAAAAAAAAAGAUUAUUUUUAAAAGUUAAAUUAUUUUCCAAAAUUAUUCUAAAUAUAGAUUUAUCCGCCACUGAAAAAUAGUCCACAAGUAAAUUCACUCUUCCUUUGUGGCUUGUUAAAAAUCCACAAAUGUUUAAAAAGUCAUUCAAAGUCUUCGGCCCUCUACUCACUGACCUCCUCUCCUCUCAUUGUCACUCUCUUUUGUCUUUCCUUCAACUGGGACCAAAUCCGGGGCGUCUGUCUGUUGCCUCGGAAACAGUGAGUCCAGUUCAGAAACUCAUGUCAUCCUUAAAAAAACAACAACACGUUGUUCCCAACAAAAAGAAGCUGAAACAUAAACAAGGAGCAGUGUGUUCUUUUUACGGUUCUUUUUGUUUGUUUGUUGUGUUUUAGUUCCUUCUGUGAUGCCAUACGUGUUAACAGUGAAUGUCGAUGAUGAUGAUGCUGCUGAUGAUGAUGAUGAUGAUGAUGAUGAUGAUUCACAGUCAAAUAUUUCUGUAUAUUCCUUUAUUUUAAGUUCAUUUGACUUCCGGUGCAUUGAACACAUGCAACACUCUGUCUUUGUACGAAGUCAGUGAAGCUAGACGAGGCAUUCGAGGAGCGUCGUGCGUUUCGGCUUCGGGAACGAAUAGUGCAGAAAAAAAAAAAGACAGAAAAGCUGAAAGAAAAAAUACAAACAAAAAAACAAGUUGAAACAAUACUGCUCAUAAACCACAGAUCACCUCAAUACACCAGAAAUACCUCAGAAGACUUUUCUACGUGUUUUUAGUUUCUUUGACGACUUGUAGUCAUGAUAUUUUUUAUUCUUUGUUUUUAUUUCACUCUUUGAUUGAAGAGGUUUUUUUUUUGGUUUUUUUCAUAAAAUCUACAAACUGAUUGAAGAUUAAUGCUACCAGGUAACAGCGAGACUCGAAACCUCCGUGUUGUAAAUAGUUAUUAGAGUGUGUUUUUGUUUUUAGACUGAACUGAACUGCCGAUUUCAUUAAAGCACCUGGACUGAGCUGGACUACUUCCAUCCCCUCAUCUCAUCUCCUUUCCUAACCUCUUAACCCUGUAAGGCUAAACCAUCAAAUAAUCAUCAGAGAAUUCUAAUCUAAGAUCUGGAGUUGUUGUAAAACUUUCUAAAGAGAGAGACUGAAAACUAUUUUUCAGAAAAAUGUAAAACAUACACAUUACAUUUUGAAUGAACCAUUGGAAGUUCAAACUUUUAUUCCCCCUCUGAGACUUCUGGCCUUUAUUGAUUGUUAUUGUUGGAUACAUCUUCAUUUCAGUAUUUAUCUAAAGAUGUCCCUGUUGAAGUUUAAUUAACAGUCUUUCUUUAUCUUUUUCAAAAUUGGCAAAAAUAUCCUUGAGGAAUCACAUUUGUGUCACCGAUUGACUUUCAUUAUUUUUGAUGUAGAAACGUCCUAUUGGACAGCUUUCAGUGCCCUGGUGGAUACUUUAUGCACUGCAUGUAUCAGGUUGUAUUCAUUGGGAUUUUCAGGAGAAAAAAACCAUCUCACAAAAGAUUCAGAAGUCUCAGAAGUUGUCUUAUCAGAUAUGAUAAUUUUUUUGUUAUAGGGUUAACUUUCCUUCUCCUUUCCUUUGCUUCCUCUUCUCCUCGGCUCUUUGCGCCUCGCUGCCUUUUACCGCCUUAACCUUCCAUUUCAUCCACUUUUUUCUCCUUUUCUCUCUCGUCUUCCAGUCCCAUUAAAUGGUUCCUUCAUUCUAACUUACUUCUCUGCCUUGUUGCACUUUGAUUUGACUGAUUAUCUUCCUUUUACCUCCACAUCUGUCUGAAUCAUUGAAGUUUUCCAAUGUGGUCUUCGUUGUGCCUUUAUUUGACUUCAUCUCUGGAGCUUCCUUCUUUACUUCCUCUCUAUCCUUCCUUUGAAUGUAAAAACCUCUGAUAUUUCUAAAAUCACACCUGAGUGUCUUUGGAUCAAAACACGUUUAGAAUAUCUGAUUUUGAUGAAAUAACUAAAACAGUAUUCUAAAUGUAUUUUGUACCCAUAACCAGAUGUGAUCUCUAUGUGACAAAUACUCUUCUCAGAUGAUGCUGACCUGCUGUUUUUUUUGUCAGGAUGCAGACCCACUCAGAUCCAGGUGUUUCCAGGUGUUUCCAGGAACAUAUUACCUCAUUUAAGCCACACGGGCAGAAACGAUGUGCUAGGAAUGCGUCAGUAGUCAGUGACGGUGGGAAAACUCGGGCAAUAUUAUCAUUCAGGUUUGGGGAUGAGAAACACAUGCUCAUUUUCACAUCGAAACCAAAAUCUAAAAACAUUCAACUGUCGGGGGAAACGCUUCUGCAUCCAGCAUUUAGAGAUCAGAAAUACUGUUAGCAUUGUUAGCAUCCCACAGGGAAGCCAGUCUAGUAUUAAGCCCAAACAAACAAAGGGGGACCAAUGAGGAGAAUGCUAACGAUGCUAAAGUUCUUGUUUUUAACUAACCCAAGUGCCAAACAGCAGAUAUUUCCCCCUCACAAAGUAAUUAAAUUGAAAAAUACACGACAUUCAAUUCAUUUCAAUAAAUAAUCAAUGCUUCAAAUAAAACAAGUCAUUUUUGACUUACGCUAAUACACAUUUAAUACUCAGAGCUAGCUCUUAGAGCUUUGAGCUGGCGAAUAUAUCACACAUGAAUAGCAAAGCCUCUUAGGAGUUCAUGCGACCUUAGUAACUAUGGCGAUAUCCGACAGAGUUUGAGGGCCACAUUAAAGAAAAAAACGUAAGGAUUAAGUCGUAAAAUUAACAAGACGAUAAUCUUGAAAACAUAAUGAAAAUUAAGUUGUUAUAUCACAAGUCAUAACAUUAUGAGAAAAAAAUCGUAACAUAAGAAGGAGGGAAUUGUUAUAUUACCAGAUUAAAGUCGUAAGAUUAUGAAAAUAAAUCUGUAACUUUACGAAGAGAAAGUCGUAACGUUUCGAUGAUAAAGUUACAAUAGAGGACGGCAUUUCCCUGUUUCUGCCUUCACAGUAUUUUAAACUGAAAGUCACCAUUGAAAAGCUCAUAUUUGAAGGCGACGCUUCCUUUUCUGUGGCCAAUCAAGUGCCUGUUAGAAGAACUCAAGAAGUAAAUUGUUGUUGAUUUGUUCAGAACGUCGAGGAAUCUUUGUUGUUUUAGUCAUUGACAGAGGGACAGUGUGACAGACUGUGGUACAGUCAAACAGAAAUGUGUGAAAAAGAUACAAAUACAUAUAAGAACUGACAUCUGACACUCUUACUCUGGGAACAUUUCUCUUGGCUGAAGCUGUAGAGCUUUCUAUUUCUUCUGAACAACACUUUUUUUCAGACUGCUGUUAUAAGUGAGUGAUCAGAUCUUAAACUUGUCCAGACAUCACCAGUUAGUUUAUAUUCUGAUGGGUUGUUGUUGGAGCGUCGUAAGAAGCUCUGGUGACGAAUGUGGAAAAAAGAACUCCGUGUUUUAAUUCCUUCCUGGUCUUUAGAAAGUCCUGAUGUAACCUACCAAGAAAAGGAAUUCUGCUGCAGUCUGAACAAAGUUUAUGAAAGGGGUUUCCCAGGCAUGUUGUCAAGGAGCCAUUUUGAACAAAUUGCUGCUGUUUCUCCCCGAUACUGCAGGAGUCCCAUGACUCUUAUCCUCUGAACAAACAGGUGUGUAAAGAUGGCCGCCUCAUGUUUUGAUGAAACAUCCUGUCCCAGGUGUUCAGCAGUAUUGACGAUUAAAAAUUCACUUAAGAAAAGAAGAACUGUGAAAUAAAACAUUUUCUUACCGGCAUAACCCUCAAUUACAAAAUCUGCUGAGGAGGAAAUUGGUUACGACACCAGAAUUUUAAACUUUGAAACGAUUCUUUUGAAAAUCCAUCGAUAUCGAACCUGUUUGUUACCACGGCAAUAACAAAAGUCCAAGUCAACCAGUAUCGGACAAUUUAUUGUCUUUGAUUAACUAAAAUUACAGGCAAACUCCUUCACACUGUCUUCAUUGCACAACAAUCCUUGGCAAUGUCUUGGCCCUAUAACUUGUUAAAAUGUAAAUCAGAAUUUAAAAUCCAUGAAUACGAGCAGGAUUAUUAAAAUUCACUCCUUUUCUUUCGAGGGUUGUCCCGAGACUUGUCAAUUUCAAUACGAUACUAAUAAAAACAAAUGUUAUUGAUACCAUGGCAACAAAAAUAGAAGUCCUAAACACCCGAUAUUUGGUCAUUUCUUGUUUUAAUGAUCCAUGUAUUGGCAAACACCUUAACACUGUCUAAAUAGCACAAAAACAUUAACCACCUUUCUCGUUUUUUAAACAUUGCCAGAUAAAUGUUUUUAUGCAAUUUAGACAAUGUGCAGGACUUUGUCUGCCCCCCCCCUCAUCUUACUGCACCUUUUGGUUUAAAUUAUGACUGAAAAUCUGCAGCUUUUUAAUGCUUCAGUACGUUUCAAUACUAUCGAUCAUUGUAAUAAAAGAGAUUUAAAAAAAAGAGCUAUCCAAAACUUUAAGAUGUUUAACAACCCUAGUUCGCAUUGUUCUGAAGACUUCCCAGAUAUAACCUUAAAGCUUUAGAUGAAGACAUUUUUUUCUAAAUAUAAUCCAAAUAUUAUUUUCUUCAUAUCUGCAUCAAAUUUGGAUGAUUUUUAAGUUGAUUUGUGGAUUUGCUUCAGUCCUUAAUAAAUAUAUUUAUUUUCCAGUAGCACCCGAAUUAAGUCGGAUAAAAGCAGACGAUAAAUAUAAAGAAAGAAACCGGUUUUCUUUUUGGAACAUAAUAAAUACAUGAACUAGGGACCGUCCUUAAACACUGUUUUGGUCAUGUUCACUUGAGGCGGCCAUCUUGACAGAUCUCCAUCCUUCUCCACCAGUAUGGUGACGAAGAUGAUGAUGAAGAUGAUGUGAAAUGUAAAUCUUGUACCCUAUGUUUUACUGUUGUAGAACCCAGAGACUACUGAUUCAACAAAUAUGCUAUAAAAAAAAACAGAAGAAGAAGAAUGUGUGAGAGCUGGUUUCAUAACUGUAAAAAAAAAAAACUAAACCGACAUUGUCUUUGAAACUGAAUACAUGUGGGCGAAGCUGUUUUUCAUGACGUCUUUGAAAUAUAUAAAUAUACUGUAUGUACGUUCAGCAGGUGGAGGACAUAAGUAAAUAAACCCCGCCCCCGCCCCAGGUGCUGUCCAUCCUGUCGUGAUGCUGUUCAAAAGUUCCAGUGGGUUAUUUUUUUAUUUUCAUUUAAAAAAAAAAA
This is a messenger RNA of Labrus bergylta (ballan wrasse), 9045 nucleotides long. NCBI's taxonomy places the organism in Eukaryota, Metazoa, Chordata, Actinopteri, Labriformes, Labridae. The record is from RefSeq and is a predicted model, not a curated record.